Molecule: messenger RNA, 2053 nt
Organism: Magallana angulata
Lineage: Eukaryota; Metazoa; Mollusca; Bivalvia; Ostreida; Ostreidae
Product: DDRGK domain-containing protein 1-like
Exons: 8
Coding region: 66-983 (305 amino acids)
Source: RefSeq, a predicted model, not a curated record
AUUAAAUUGAGUGUUUCCGUCGUGUUGGAAAACAUCUGUAAAAAUUUUCUCGUCAGCUGUUAGAAAUGGCUGUUGACCAAGGAACGGUGUAUUUGGUUAUGACGGCGACAAUAGGAGUAAUAAUGCUGUUGGUUUCGAUAUUCUGCAAGGACAACAAAAAAGAAAAACAGGAAAACCGUGAUGUAGGAAGACAGGCUGCGGCAGCAGCUCGGGCGAGAGAGGAACUACCCCCUGGAGCCAGGCGCAGAGCGAGACCGAGGCGCAACAGGAUGGACAACAGAGACGAGGGCUCAGAUGAAGAGGCCCUGCCAUUAGACACAGAUGACAUCAAUCCAUUCGAAGAUUUUGAAGGAGAAGGGAGAAAGAUUGGCAAAAAGAAAAUGUUAAAACUGCAAGCCAAGGAAGAGAAAAAACAGCAGAGACUGGCUGAAGAAGAAGAGCGGAAAGAGAGGAAAGAGCGUGAGGCUCUCCUAGAGAAACAGCGAAAGAAGGAGGAGGAAGCGAUGAAGGCGGAGGAGGCAGCGAGGGCAGAAGAGGAGCGAAUUCGUAAAGAGGAGGAGGAGAGGCGUGAACAGGAGGAGUACCUCAAACUGAAGGAGGCGUUCAGCAUUGAGGAGGAGGGAGAGGAGGAUGUGGGGCCAGACCUGAGCUCUCAGUCUCUGCUACAAGAGUUCAUUGAUUAUGUGAAGGAGAUGAAGGUUAUAAUGUUGGAGGACCUUGCAGCUCAUUUUAAAAUCAAGACACAGGAUGCGGUUGAUCGGGUAAAAGACCUGCAGGAGAACGGACAGUUGACGGGGGUCAUGGACGACCGAGGAAAGUUCAUCUACAUCACGGUGGAGGAGCUGGAAUCUGUGGCAAAGUUUAUCAAACAGCACGGACGAGUGUCCAUCACAGACCUAGCUGAGUCCAGUAAUCGGCUGAUCAAUCUAACGCCGGACAACACCGAGGUACAGAAAAGACUACUCAUGGAAGUCAGCGCGUAGAACGCUCAAAGUUAGGAGAGAUUUGAGGAAGGUGCCAUUGUGUUGAAAUGUCUGUUUGUCUGUCUGUGUGUCCGUACAAGCGGAUCCUCAGUUACACCACCAACUGUUUCUGGUUGACCAAUCGAUACAUCUUAGAUAAGUUGUUCCAGGCCUUUGUUCUUGGAUCUUAUGAAUGGAUUGUAUUCAUUGCUUAAAGAGGGAGGAAAAAAAUAUCUUCAUUCAUUGGACAAGUGGUUCUUAUAUUGUAUCGUCUUUAAUCUAGUGAAUUACAAAACCCAAAUAUGACUUGUUUUUUGUCAAUGUAAAUUUAAUAAAUGUUUAAUUUGUUACAAGGCAUAUGGAACAUUUUGCAACAUUUAGAUCUCUUUUAAAAUGAAAGUCGAUGGCAUCACUUCUUGCAUGCAGGGUAGCAAGAUUUGUUAUGAAAUAAGGGAUCAUCAAACUUAAACCCUUCAUGCCUUGUAUUCAGGAAAACUAGAAUUGUGCGCUAUGAUUUGGAUAUGGUUUAGGAGGAGCUUUCAGAUAGCAUGGCCAAGUUUGACAACAACAGUGAAAUGUUGAGAUAGAAUAAAAGGUUUUACCAAACUACCCUAGAUUAUAAUUGUGUGAAACAUAGUUACUAUUUAUUUUGGCGGAAUGAUUUUUUUGCAUACUAAUGUACGUGUAUAGUAUAUUGAUGAUGUAACACUGUACCUGUUAUACAUUAUAUAGUCACUGUACAUGUACAUAUGUAUUAGAACUGUUAAUGUGGUUCAAUAUGUACCACCGCUAUCAAAACACAACUCUAAUACACGGGAAGUUGUGUACCUAAUAUAAUUAAGGAGGCUGUAUGCUCACCAAAUUACCCAUCACCUAUUAUAUGUACCUUAAGCUUUUGGAUUUGAAUUUUAGCCAUAAAUUAUAUCAUUUAUUAUAGAAAAAUUUCAAAUGUUCUUGGGUAAAAGGGAAAGGACAUGCACGCACUUAGUGUGUGGAAUUAGACAUUAUUAUGAAGGAGGAGACACCGCUGUGUGAGUGGUUUUGUUUUUGUUUAUAUAUUCACUGCAAUAAUUAAACAUCUUGUUGACCUA